Suricata suricatta (meerkat) is the source of this 2657-nucleotide messenger RNA. RefSeq names its product SPRY domain containing 3 (gene SPRYD3). The coding region runs from base 86 to 1414 and encodes 442 amino acids. Gene Ontology annotation, molecular function: protein binding. Lineage: Eukaryota; Metazoa; Chordata; Mammalia; Carnivora; Herpestidae. The transcript is spliced from 11 exons. The record is from RefSeq and is a predicted model, not a curated record.
UCGGAGAGCGUAGGAAGGGCGGGGACCCGGAUGUGUGUGGUGGCGGCAGCCGAAGAGCUAGUGUGAGGAGCUGAGAGGCCUAUGGAUGAGGAGAACGCGGCGGCCCCGAUUUGUUCUCAUGAACAAGAUGGAUGACCUCAACCUGCACUACCGGUUUCUGAAUUGGCGCCGGAGGAUCCGGGAAAUUCGGGAGGUCCGGGCUUUCCGAUACCAGGAGAGGUUCAAGCACAUUCUUGUAGAUGGAGACACUUUGAGUUACCAUGGAAACUCCGGUGAAGUUGGCUGCUACGUGGCUUCUCGACCCCUGACCAAGGACAGCAAUUAUUUUGAGGUGUCGAUUGUGGACAGCGGGGUCCGGGGCACCAUUGCUGUGGGGCUGGUCCCUCAGUACUACAGCUUGGAUCACCAGCCUGGCUGGUUGCCCGAUUCUGUAGCCUACCACGCUGAUGACGGCAAGCUGUACAAUGGCCGAGCCAAGGGCCGCCAGUUUGGGUCAAAGUGCAACUCCGGGGACCGGAUUGGCUGUGGCAUUGAGCCUGUGUCCUUUGAUGUACAGACUGCCCAGAUCUUCUUCACCAAAAAUGGGAAGCGGGUGGGCUCCACCAUCAUGCCCAUGUCCCCAGAUGGACUGUUCCCAGCAGUGGGCAUGCACUCUCUGGGUGAAGAGGUGAGGCUGCACCUCAACGCUGAGCUGGGCCGCGAGGACGACAGCGUCAUGAUGGUGGACAGUUACGAGGACGAAUGGGGUCGGCUGCAUGAUGUCAGAGUGUGCGGAACUCUGCUGGAGUACUUAGGCAAGGGCAAGAGCAUCGUUGACGUGGGGCUGGCCCAGGCCCGGCACCCUCUGAGCACCCGGAGCCACUACUUCGAGGUGGAGAUCGUGGACCCUGGAGAGAAAUGCUAUAUCGCCUUGGGGCUGGCCCGGAAGGAUUAUCCCAAGAACAGGCACCCUGGCUGGAGCAGAGGCUCUGUGGCUUACCAUGCAGAUGAUGGAAAGAUCUUCCAUGGCAGUGGUGUGGGGGACCCCUUCGGGCCACGCUGUUAUAAAGGGGACAUUAUGGGAUGUGGAAUCAUGUUCCCUCGGGACUACAUUCUGGACAGUGAGGGUGACAGUGAUGACAGUUGUGACACAGUGAUCCUGUCCCCAACUGCCCGAGCCGUCCGGAAUGUCCGGAAUGUCAUGUACCUGCACCAGGAGGGAGAAGAGGAAGAGGAGGAAGAGGAAGAGGAAGAAGAUGGGGAAGAGAUUGAGCAAGAGCACGAGGGCAAGAAGGUGGUGGUUUUCUUCACUCGGAAUGGCAAGAUCAUUGGGAAGAAGGAUGCUGUUGUACCUUCUGGCGGCUUCUUUCCCACCAUUGGAAUGCUGAGCUGUGGGGAGAAAGUCAAAGUGGAUCUGCAUCCCUUGAGUGGCUAGGGACUUCUUCCCUAGACCUGCCCCGCCUCCUUUUCCUCGCCCUUUGCAGAACCGGGUGCCCAGUUCCUGCCUUCCCCCAAGGAUUUGCUUACCCAGCAGGCCCCAGGGAGUGCAUCGUCCCUCCGCCUCUCCCAGAUCAGGCCCUUGCUGAGCUCCUCUGUGCCCAUGUUUCUGACAUGGUGCUACCUCGAUCAUCAGUUGGUCCUGGGCCCAAGUCCCUGGUUGGACAGGAGCAGGCUCAGUGAAUGGAAUUGGUGUAUCGGUAGGUCCCACUUGUUUUGGCUGGUGGACUCCUGCACCUUUUCUUUCCCCGCUGGCCAUGUGAGUGGAGAGGAGUGAGCACCUUGUCUCAGCUGCUAUUUGGGCAUGAGGCUCUGCAGGGGGGUGGCGUAGAGACAGCCCCCUCCUCUAUUUAUCACAGUAUUUCUUCUUGCAUCUCCUUUGUUUUGUUCCCUGUCCUCAUUGUGAACCAGUUGCUGAUGUUCUUUCUCCUCCACCCCCCGGCUGGGCUCGGGGCGGGGGGGGGGGACUCUUUUGGGCCCUCUUUCCCCUUCCACUGACUACUGUCCCUGGAAGACACUCCAGGGUCUCUGUUCUUUCCCUUGGGAGCCCGCUUUCUCCUUCACUGCCUGCUCAGGCACUGUAGUCCCACAGAGAAUCUGAGUCUCUGGCUUCCCGCAGCUGUACACAUGCAGUUAGGUGCCUGUUAUGUGUUGAAUGGAGUGAGAGAGGGGCUGCCAAGUGGGGGGGCCUGGAGCCUUUGCUCCCAUCCCCUCCUUGCCAUCCUUGGGACCCCUGUGGCACCUUUGUCCCUAGUUCCCUGGGAUGCUCAGUGAAGGCAAGACCCCGAAGCCAGAUCUGUGGUCGCAAGCGCAGAGGGCAGCUUGGCCCCUCACUCCCCUUCCCUGCCACACCCGUGUCCCAGCUUGCUCCCUGUGCCAGUGCCUGUUUUGCUUCCGUGUUUGAUUCUAGCACUUACAUACGUCCUCCCCCACCAAGCCCUCCUGUCUCCUACCGCCUGACCCCUGACCCCCUUCCCGUACAGUGACUUCUCCUGGGAGGAAGAGGGAGCAGGAGGUGUUAGCCUUGGUUUGCACAGAGUGGGUGGGCCUUGGGGAAAGGGGGUGAGCUGCUGUGUUGCUUGUGUCCCCGCUUCAGCCCUCCACUACGAUGUAUGAAAUGUAUGUACAGCCCAGAGAUGUUUAUACAGCCAAUAAAAAUGGAGUUUCUGUAUUUAUCAGGA